This is a messenger RNA of Sitophilus oryzae (rice weevil), 1479 nucleotides long. It is a transcript of the gene nau, whose product is annotated as transcription factor SUM-1. The coding region runs from base 230 to 1045 and encodes 271 amino acids. The record is from RefSeq and is a predicted model, not a curated record. The transcript is spliced from 6 exons. Lineage: Eukaryota; Metazoa; Arthropoda; Insecta; Coleoptera; Curculionidae. Gene Ontology annotation, molecular function: DNA-binding transcription factor activity, RNA polymerase II-specific; RNA polymerase II cis-regulatory region sequence-specific DNA binding; protein dimerization activity. Gene Ontology annotation, biological process: muscle organ development; positive regulation of myoblast differentiation; regulation of transcription by RNA polymerase II.
GAAAACAACAUCGGGAUACACACACUUCGUUCACAAAUCCAGACUCGCAUAUCCCGAUCCAACGCACCGUAGUGAACCGUCAAUCCUCAACAGACAGACCAAGUAACAGUCAAAGUAUCUCAGAUUAAUCAAUCAAUGCAUUCGAAAAAAAAUUCUACAUUUUUAUAGUCGACGACGGUUUUCUUUUAAGUCUCUUCAAAAUUUUCUCCUAAGUCACGUGUUAGCGAGAAUGAGCUACUAUCAGCAUUUUUAUCAGCACUAUCAGGAGAGAGUGGAUAAGGAUGCUCUAGAGGAAAAGCGUGGAAAAUCUGAAGGACCGAUUAAAAGGGAAGUGUCCAGUGGCGCGUCGUGCGGUGGGGUGUACGUUGAUAAUGCCGAAAAAAGUGAGAGGGUUGUUAGUGGCGGGGGUAGUUUGCUGAAAAAGGAACGGAGGAAUAGUGACAGUGAGGAUAACAGAGUUUCUGGAUUUGUAGGUGACACCGGCUAUGUCAGUGCCGAAAGCUCUAUAGACAGCGAAGAUGAAAAGGAACUGAAUCACGUGUUAGAACCUCAAAAUUCAGGUUGUUCUUUAAGCGGACCGAGAAAAUGUCUGGCCUGGGCUUGCAAAGCGUGCAAAAAGAAAACAGUAGCUAUCGAUCGACGGAAGGCAGCCACAUUAAGAGAAAGGAGAAGAUUAAGGAAAGUAAAUGAAGCCUUUGAAUUAUUAAAAAGAAGAACGUGUAACAAUCCCGGUCAAAGACUGCCCAAAGUGGAGAUACUACGCAGUGCCAUAGAAUACAUAGAAUAUUUGGAAGAAAUUCUUCAGGGAUCGAAAAAUAGUGCAGAGAACACUAGCAGUCGAAACAUGUCGAAGUGUGAUUAUUUGAAUUCGACAGCCAACCAAUAUUUGUGCGAACGACUACAACAACUAAGUGAACCUAAAUAUUCUCCACACAGUGAUUUUGUAUCCUUUGCUGCGUCAACUUCAAGCCUGGACUGCCUCAGUCUGAUUGUGCAAAAUAUCACGACGAAAAAAGGGAAAACUAACGAUAUUAUUAGAACCUGAUCAUUUGCUCAAUAUUUUUUAUAUGGAAAACAUCAAUAAGGCGGGUUCCCAUCUAUUAGUCUCACUGACACAGUCUGACUGAUUCAGUAGUGUUACUCAACGAAAAAUGAACGUCCGAACACGUUUUCAGUGAAACUGAUAGUAUAUUCAUACUACCUGAAAAAAUGAAAGUAUGAACAUCUAUCUAAUAAGUAUCUAUUUUUGUUAUUUUUUUUAGAAUCAGUUAAACUGCGUCAAUGAGACUGACCUGUGAGAACCCUUAAGCAACAAACGCACAAAUAUUAUUAAUUAACUUAUUUUAAAGUAAUUAUAUACUACCUGAUCGAUACCAAUAUACAUGUAGUACAAGUACAAAUCAUUAAAUUACAUUGGUAUUUUAAUAUAAUUUAAUUUUACUAUACCCUAUUUAUCUAAUAAUAGGUAGGUAUGUACAU